This is a messenger RNA of Eleginops maclovinus (Patagonian blennie), 5878 nucleotides long. Its product is annotated as protocadherin alpha-C2-like. Gene Ontology annotation, cellular component: plasma membrane. The record is from RefSeq and is a predicted model, not a curated record. Gene Ontology annotation, molecular function: calcium ion binding. Lineage: Eukaryota; Metazoa; Chordata; Actinopteri; Perciformes; Eleginopidae. The transcript has 3 exons. Gene Ontology annotation, biological process: homophilic cell-cell adhesion. Bases 119 to 2566 code for a protein of 815 amino acids.
CAUGGCCUGCUGCAGCUACAACUGGAGGCAAGAAUGACACCGGCUCUCCCCUGCAACAAGACAGCCUGAUCGUAAGAACGGAUAUAUUUUUAUUUCUAGAUUUGACAAAUUACACACAAUGAUGGCGCGUGUCAUUGCACCUUCACGGACACGUUUUAUCGAGACUGCUUUCACAUUCAUUGCACUAUGGGGCUGUGCGCUUUCCAUCACUCGGUACUCUAUUCCGGAGGAGAUGGAAGAGGGCUCCUUUGUUGCCAACCUGGCCACAGAUUUGGGUCUGGAUGUUCGCAGUUUGGUGCAGCGCAGCGCAAAACUCGAUGUCAUUCACAGCAAAAAUUACCUUAACAUCAACAAAGAAACAGGGGAGCUGCUAAUCCGCGAGAAGAUAGAUCGGGAGAGUAUAUGCAUGACUAAAACAACCUCGUGCUUUCUGAAAAUGGAUGUCAUACUUGAAAACCCAAUUCGUAUUUUUAACAUUGAGUUAGAAAUCAUGGACAUCAACGACAACGCGCCUGUGUUCCGCAGGAAGACAAUGCAUUUGGACAUAUCAGAGGCAACCCCUCCCGGUGAGAGAUUUUCAUUGACAAACGCCGUGGAUGCGGACGUGGGGGCGAACUCUAUCAAAACGUACUAUCUCAGCGAAAGCAAGUACUUCAUCAUCGACAUACAAACGGGCAGCGAUGGCUCCAAAUAUGUCGAUUUAGUGCUGAACGGUGAUUUAGAUCGGGAGGAGCAAGCGGUUCAUAAUUUGAUUUUAACCGCUGUAGAUGGAGGGGUGCCUCCCCGCUCCGGCACAGCCAGCAUCGUUAUUAACGUGCUUGAUAUCAAUGACAACGCCCCCCUCUUUAGUCAGCCGUUAUUUGCAGUGAAUGUGUCAGAGAACUCGGCUGCAGGAACACUGGUCCUGACCUUAAAUGCAACAGACUUGGAUGAAGGCACAAACGCUCAGUUGACAUACUCAUAUACACUGUACACCUCCGAGAAGACUCAAGAGCUCUUCUCACUUGAUUCAAACUCUGGCGAGAUCAAGGUGAAAGGGGUGAUUGACUAUGAGGAGAGUCAGAGUUUUGAGAUGCACAUACAGGCCCAGGAUGGAGGGGCAAACCCAAAGUCCGGGCACUGUAAAGUCACUGUGUUUGUCACAGAUUUGAACGAUAACUACCCUGAGGUGACCAUCAAGUCUGUGAAAAUUGCCCUGACUGAGGAUGUGUCUGUGGGGACGCUGAUUGCGGUGGUCAGUGUCAGCGAUGGCGACUCUGGGGACAACGGUCAAGUUGAGCUUACUUUGAAUCAGCAAGAAUCCUUACCAUUCCUACUGAACAAAUCCGCAGAGGGUUACUUUGAGCUGCUUGUUUCAAAGCCACUUGACAGAGAAAAAGUUAGCAAAUAUGACAUCACACUGAGGGUGACGGACAAAGGCUCACCGCCCCUAGCUGAAAACGAAACCAUCACGUUAGAAAUUCAUGAUGUCAAUGACAAUGCACCCACGUUUCCCAAGUCCUUUUACACAAUCCAUGUAAUGGAGAAUAACCAACCAGGGGCCUUAUUGACAUCUCUGAGUGCGUUUGACCCAGAUCUCAAUGAAAACCAGUACUUGGUUUAUUUUAUAAUGGAGAAAGAGAUUGUUAACACGUCUAUGUCAAUGCUGUUCUCCAUCAACCCAGAGAACGGAGAUCUUUAUGCCCUGAAGACCUUCGACUAUGAGCGAGAGAGGGAAUUCCUUUUCCACAUAGAGGCUAGGGACUCUGGUGUUCCACCGCUGAGCAGCAAUGUGACAGUUCACAUCAUCAUUCUGGACCAAAAUGACAACAAGCCUCUCAUAGUGGCGCCUUGGCGGGAGAAGGGCACUCUCGUAGAGGAGGUGAUACCGAGGUCCACCGAUAAGGGGCACCUGAUCACCAAAGUGAUCGCCAUUGAUGCCGAUUCUGAGCAGAACGCUAGGGUCACAUAUCAGCUCCUGCAGAUCAGCGACUCGACCCUCUUCAGCCUGGAUCAGUACAACGGGGAAAUCCGGACGACGAGAAUGUUCAGUUACAGAGACCCAAGGCAACAGCGGCUGGUAAUUGUCGCCAAAGACAACGGCGACCCUUCUCUCUCCGCCACCGUGACCAUCAAGGUAUCAACGGUGGAAAACGCCAUGUCCUUUUCAGAGACCACAGAGUUGCCACUAGAAUAUGAUGUCUUCACAGACCUAAACCUGUACUUAGUAAUCGGGUUAGGGGCUGUGUCGUUUCUGCUGCUGAUAACCAUCUUGGUUAUUAUUGUGCUGAAGUGUCAGAAGCCUAAGCCAAAGGCAUUCCAGAUGCCCCCACCCAACAGGAACAGUGUGAUCAGCAGGAACAGCAUGAUCAGCCAGAGAAGCUCCACCAUCGCAGAUUCCACCCUGAUCUCCAGCGAUGCCUACUGGUACAGUUUGUUCCUCGCAGAGACCAGAAAAGGGAAGGUGGUCGUGAGACAGCCGAUAAUUCCCAAAGGAGCUGGGUAUUUUGUGUCCAGCAUACCCAGGAGCAUAGGGCCAAGUGAGACCACAGACUCCAGAGCAUCGACACUGGAGUACUCAAAAUGAAAGGAAGUCCAUUCUACAACUGGAGCAACCCAGAAGAGAACUGCCAUGAUAUAAUCAUCUCUUCAUGGGAGUCUCUGGCUGAAAUUCUUCCCUGUGACUCACAAAGACGACUGUCCUCCCUCUCUGUCCCUCGGCUCCCAUUUCUCUCAAGCUCCUCCGAUCCCACCGUACAAACAUCGACCACGAACCACCUCAGCUUUCUACCUUCUUUUCUCUUCUAAGCAUGGGUCUGCAUGAUUCUACAAGAAAAAUAUUUGGACAUAGAAUUGAAAUCAUUGAUGGCAGGGUAUUUGGACAUUUCUAGAGUUGCCUCAUGUAGUAAAUCUUUCCUUCCUUAACGCUUUGAAACUCCUCAGUGGACAUCUUUGCCUUUUCUCCAGGGUUUUUAUGCUGUGUGCUGUAGUUCUAGAAACCAUCAGUGGCUCACCAUAUGCGCAAGUCGUCGUCAUUCAACUUCCUUUUCACUAAGGGUUCAAAACACGCCUAUUCACAAAGACUCACAUUAAUCAGGGUGAAUAUGUUUCUUCCGUAAAUAUGAUAAAUACCGAACUGUAGCUUGUUACGUCACCGAUUCAGGCUUUGCACUUGGUGUUUAUCUUUUUUGAACAAUACUUUUUACUGUAUUAAGAGUCUUGCCGUUGAGCAGGCUGUCAAAUGGUUACUUGCCGAUAAAAUAAUCAAUGCUCUGAUUUUUUUUUACAAUGUUUGUUAUUCUCAACAGUAAUGAAUGUGUGAAAAUGACAAAAAAAGAAUGAAAGAAAGCUGAAAAAUGGAGAAAAAAACAAAAAAAACAUAGGAGAUACAUUGUUUCUCUUUUAUUUUGAUUGUAGAUAUUGUAGCUCUAUAGAAAUUAUAAUGAGAAAGAAUUUUUACCCGUAUAAUGACAAUUUUUAUCUGGCUUUAUUGGGGAAAAAUAUACUGCAAUAUUGAAUUUACUGAACUGUUGUCACAUUCAGAAUCUAGCAUAUCCUGUCUCCUCUUGCUGGGGAUGAGAGAGCCAGGGUAAAUGGGGGAGGUGCAUCCUAAGAUCAAGUUUCCUUAGUUGAAGGACCCUUUGACAUCACAAAAUGGGGGCGGGACCAGAAAAGCAUUCAAACAUGAUAAACUAUAUUUUUCAAAAGUGGGAAAAGUGUAUCAAGACUGUGCUUUUCACAAGUGUAAGCUAGUAUUGUCCCAAUUUAAUUACCAUUGAUUAAGCUGGCAGUAUUUACUGCAUCAUUCAUUGCACACAAAUGAAUCCAUUAAAAAAAAUAAAAAAACUUUACAAAGCAGUGGAAAUUUGACAGUAAAAUAUUUUGUAAUGAUAAAUACUCUUAGUUAUUGAAAAGAGUCAAACAUAUUUAAAUGUAUUAAUCUUUGCCAUGGUGCAAAGGAAUAUAAGGCAAGGUAUUGUUUUAUGAAUAUUCAUGUUUUUAUAGGUAUUUUAUGUAUUAACUUUUAAUGCUGCUUUUGUGAGCUUAUUACAGGGCAUUUUGUGUUGCUUCUUUGUAGUUUAGUGCAUAUGAUGUUGUUUUGAUAGUGUACAUAAGUUACAAUUAAGAACUAGAGUACUUUUGUUGACCUCAGAGGUAGCGCUGUUGCACUACUGUGAAGCCCAGGACUUUCCUUCCUCAGAAACAAGGAGCUCAUUAGGAUCUUAUUAGGGUGCUAAAUGAUAGAAUCUAAGUGGGCUUAUGGGAUCCUGAGAAUAGUGUUAGUUAUAGUUGCAGUAUUCUAAGUGAUGACUGCGAGAACACAUAGACAGUGCAGUAUUAAGCGAGUGACAGCACUCUGAAAUGUGCAUCUAAAUGUGAUCGCAGCACGCACACAGUAAUGCAGCGGAGGAGGAAUAUUUCUAGAAGUAUCGAGCUACAUAUUCUCGAGUCGGUGAAAUCAAACCCCUCUUUUCCUCUCCCACUGUUUCCUGGUGUUAGUGGCACACCAGGCUUCCCAGACAUAAACACAGCUGGUGGUCCGUCCAUAAGACUAAACACGUCGUCACGUAAUGAGGGAUCUCUUGCUGUGGGGUACACGUUAUGUGUGCAAUCAAUGUCUGAUUCCAACAGUGUUUAAAGAAUUAAUGAAUUGCACAUGCGAUGAGCUCCUUGCGUGCCUUCUGCUUUGUAAAAGAUAUACGUGACUGUUGAUGAAUGAAAAACAGGCAUGUCAUACAAUAUUACAAUUUACUGUCAGGGCUGGGUUGAUUCAAUAUGAUCAUUUAUUAUCUUUCAAUGGAAUCAGAUUGUGAGGAAAUCAUGUCUCAAUACGCAAUUGUGUUGUCCUGAUUGUCAAAAACAAGUACAUUUUAUUUCAAAUUUCAACGAAAAUUGAAAGUGAAAUAUUCAGAAAAUAAUAUUCAAUGAAUGCUGUUUUGUUUUUUAAAUUUUGCACUAAGGUUCUUAAUUACAUUUUUUGAAAUGCUCACUACUUUUCAUGUUUUUAAAGUGCGUAAUCCACACAGGAGUAUUAAAACCUUUACCACGUGGAUAUUUCUUAAAAACUAUUUUUUCUUUAUUGAAUUAACAGAAAACACGCUGUAUCAGGAUAAACAUUGCUAUUGAAAAAUGUUAUUAUCUAUGUCGCAAAACACAAGAUAUUAAAUGACAUAUCAUGAUAUAUAAGUAUGAAAUUAACUAUAUAUCGCGAUGUACGAGAUGUGAAAUGACAUCAUGAUAUACAAGUAUAAAAUUACCUAUAUCAGGACAUAUGAGGUAUGAAACGAUAUAUCAGAUCUAAAAUGACAUAUAUCAUGAUAUACACAAUCGUAAUUAACUAUAUCAGGAUUUACCAGACAUGAAUUUACUUCUAUCCGGAUAUAAUAUGUUAUAUUUAUUGCCCAGCCCUAGUUACAGUACCCCAGUGAUAAAAUACCUUGAUUGCUAAAGUGUUGUUGGAUAGGGGCUCAGCCUUUCGGGUUUCAAAACAGAUGUUCUAUUGAAAACCGGUAAAUGCAUUUACUGUAAAUGGAACCGCUUUAUACUUUGUGUUUUUUAUACAGUAGACUGUUUUGAUAUCUUCUGUCUUCACUGUGAUCAAAUGGCACAGGAGGUGCUUGUGCUUGGUAUAGUAAAAUUGUGUUAUUUCUCAUUUGUUAUACACAGCUCAGUUUUAUUUCACUGCUCAUUUGCCAGUCAGAUUGUACUGAAGAGUAUUCUUCGAGAGUCGCAUCAAACCUAAUCCAGUUCCGUCCCACUUAGUGGAUCAAAGAAAGUAUGGGAGAGAAUGGUCUUGCUUUAUUUUCAAGUCUAGUUAAUUGUCGAAUUUUGAUGUCGCUUAUUUGGCUUAAAUGUUCUGCCUGAUCAUGCUAGUUUGAAUAAAGCUUUUUAAUCUGUA